AUGAUGAAAGGAUAUCGCUUGGGUCUCAACCCCAAUAUCCUCAAGAUCCUCUAUAACACCGUCACUGAGAAAAUCGUGACAUAUAGAGCAGCUGCCUGGGCCCUACCGAUGCAGGGCAGAAAAGUAAAGCAUUUGCAAAGCAUCCAACGGUCAUUUUUAUUAAUAUCACGAGAGCCUUUUAGACCUUUUCCGACCAAUGCACUGGCAGUCCUGGCUGGCAUACUACCCUUGUCCAUUAGUGUCGAGAAGGAAGCUACGUACCAGAUAGUCAAGCAACUCGGCCAAACAACGCAAUUUGGGGAAGAGGUGUUUACUGCAGAUAACCUCGAAAGAGCAGUCAUCAGCCUUGACAGGCACCCGUCUUUGCAAGGACGGGGUGUUAAUGUCAACCUAAAGCAGAACACAAGAUCCACGAACAUAGAUGUUACCUAUUAUACGGAUGGAUCUAAAAUAGACGACAGUGUGGGCUGUGCAUAUGCAGCACUUAAAGAGGGUAGAAUAGUAAGCCAAUGGAAGGGGCAUUUGGAAGCGCACAAUAAUGUCUUCCAAAGCGAGGCCACAGCUAUAAGCUAUGCACUGCAAGUGAUAAUUCAGCAGAGGCUAUACAAAAGUUACAUAAUAACAGACAGCCUGUCUACGUUAUACGCCAUCCUUAACCCCACUCACAGUUCUCCAAUAAUAGCAGCCAUUCUGGAAUACCUCCGUGCUCAUAAAGAAUUAAAAAUUAAUCUAGAAUGGACGAAAGCCCAUAUCGGGAAUCAUGGUAAUGAGACUGCAGAUCGGCUGGCAAAAGAAGCAGCUCAUAACGUCGAAGCAGUCCCAGUACAAAUCCCAUUGCCGGUUUCUCAUUUAAAACGGAAUCUGCGCGCCACAGCUCUAGCCCUCUGGCAGGCUGCGUGA
Messenger RNA from Stegodyphus dumicola, 900 nucleotides. RefSeq lists its product as uncharacterized. The record is from RefSeq and is a predicted model, not a curated record. NCBI's taxonomy places the organism in Eukaryota, Metazoa, Arthropoda, Arachnida, Araneae, Eresidae.